Molecule: messenger RNA, 1189 nt
Organism: Physcomitrium patens
Lineage: Eukaryota; Viridiplantae; Streptophyta; Bryopsida; Funariales; Funariaceae
Product: transcription initiation factor TFIID subunit 9
Biological process (GO): DNA-templated transcription initiation; RNA polymerase II preinitiation complex assembly
Cellular component (GO): SAGA complex; transcription factor TFIID complex
Molecular function (GO): protein heterodimerization activity; RNA polymerase II general transcription initiation factor activity; transcription coactivator activity
Source: RefSeq, a predicted model, not a curated record
AAGCACCGUAAGCGAGCUCUGGUUCGCAGCGCCUCUCACGAAACCCUAAUUCCGGAAUGGCCUCGGUUGCUGCCAUCGCAAUGGUGAGCCUUCGCGGAGAAAAUCAAUGACGCGCAGUUCGGUGUCGAUUGCCGCAGAUUUUCACCCACAUUGGCAAGCAAUCUUUGCGUGGGUUCUUGUCAGUGAUCGCACCAACUGGAGCUGCCUGGCGUUGCAGGUUUUGGGAAGAUUGAUUGCGUCUCCCUGUGCUGAGGUAUAGUCGGGAUUGGGAGACGAGAGUGAAAAGCUCGAGCCACCGUCCGGAUUGGGUUUUUUUUGCAUUGCAGCCUUGGGCGAGCAAUCAUGGCGGAGGAAGACGAUAUGCCCCGCGAUGCUAAGACGGUGAAGACCAUCUUGGAAUCCAUGGGCGUGACGCGCUUUGAGCCGCGGGUCAUCAACCAAUUUCUGGAUUUGUGGUACCGCUACGUCGUGGACGUGCUUGGCGAUGCGCAGACGUACGCCGAGCAUGCGGGGAAGGCCGCCAUCGAUUGUGACGACGUGAAGCUGGCUAUCCAGUCGCGAGUGAAUUCCUCGUUUCAGCAGCCUCCUCCUCGGGAGUUGUUGGUGGACUUAGCGAAAGCCCGGAACAGUAUUCCUCUGCCGAAGAUCAUAGGCACGCACGGCAUUUCUCUUCCUCCUGAAGCAGAUACCCUAAUUUAUCCGAAUUACCAGCUGAACGUACCGACACGAACGACUUUUCGCGAUAUGGACGAUGACAUUGAAUGGGAAGACGAUGACGACAAGGAGGAUGGUGGAAAGGAGGUGGUCCAACCCACCCACUUACAGGAUAGUGGCCGAAAGGUGUCCUUCUCCAUUACGGGGAAAGAUUCUAAGCCGUAGCGGUGUGCUUUACUUCACAAGGCAUUUAUAGCUCUUGUAUGAAGAAAUUGCAGGAUAAAAAUGUCUGGAAUAGGAGUUGGCAACCAGCUCUCGAUGGCUCCGAUUUUAGCAUAGAUGAGCAGCUUUCUAGGACUGGUUGAAACUUGUAGAUAGCAACUAUCCAGCAGCUUUAUUUUGGGUGGGAUAUCUUCGGACAUAGUUAAGAGCUGGUGUAUAUUUUCAUUUUAGAACUAAGGCUCAUUCAGUGUGAUGUUGGAAGCGUUACUGGUAUUAUAAUACAAGCACAAUUAGUGCUUGUUCAUGUACUUUA